AUGGCUUCCUCUAUGAUGUCCUCCCCAGCUGUUACCACCGUUAACCGGGGCAGCAUGGUGGCUCCAUUUUCUGGCCUCAAGUCUAUGGCUGGCUUCCCAGUAUGGCCUCGGAUUGGCAAGAAGAAGUUUGAGACUCCAUCCUAUCUGCCACCACUUACACGAGAGCAAUUGUUAAAGGAAGAUGGAUGGAUUCCUUGCUUGGAAUUCGAGUUGGAGGUGAAUUAA
This is a messenger RNA of Glycine soja, 225 nucleotides long. RefSeq names its product ribulose bisphosphate carboxylase small chain 1, chloroplastic-like. NCBI's taxonomy places the organism in Eukaryota, Viridiplantae, Streptophyta, Magnoliopsida, Fabales, Fabaceae. The record is from RefSeq and is a predicted model, not a curated record. The transcript is spliced from 2 exons. Bases 1 to 225 code for a protein of 74 amino acids.